AUGUUGAAAUUCUGGAGUGUUUCUGGCAAAGAGAUGGCCAGCAUGCCUGUGGAUGAGAUGAAGAGUUUAUCAACUGUGAAGAGUCAGCUAGUGCCACACUGCGGGCACUCAAGAUUCCAACAGGCCCUUGUGCAUGAUGGCAGAGUGUUGGAUAACACAGCGAGAUUUGACUCGCCAGUCGAUGUGCAAGUAGUGAUCUUGCCGUAUGCCACCACAUCUCAAAAUGAUGCAGACCAGCUCGCACGCGUAGCCGAGAUAGGGCAGACCACACGGGUUGAAGAGUGGCUAUCACGACCUCAGAACCCCAACCUGUUCAACCGCUAUGGGGCCAGCCCUCUGGGUUUGGCGUGUGCUACGGACCGGCUGGAAGUUGCGCGCUUGCUGUUAGAAGCCUUCGCUGACAGCAAUGCCUACUUCGACGUGGGAAUUUACCGUAGACCACCACUCGGUGCGUCGCUUUCCUUGGGAAGCAGACCCGUGACGAAGAACAUAGUGGCAGCCCUGUUGCAGUCGCGCGCCAACCCAGACCUACCCGACCUGUGUGUUGGAGGUGAGCAAAUAAGGAAGUUUACUCCGGGAUCCUGCGCUGCAUUUGGAUGA
Symbiodinium sp. CCMP2456 is the source of this 600-nucleotide messenger RNA. The record is from the annotation of a GenBank genome assembly. Lineage: Eukaryota; Dinophyceae; Suessiales; Symbiodiniaceae.